CUAUCAACCUUGCAUAUUUCCAACCAUCCCUUGAUGUUUUUAAGGCCGUAACUUACAAAAGUGAAAAUAACGUCAUCGAGUGCUAUGAAGUUCUGCGUAUUUUUUGAAGUUGCGCGAAGUUGUGCCUCAAGAGCUUGAUAUUUAUUUGUUGAAUGGUUAGACCUACCCUAUCAAAAUUUUACUACCCUGUACUACGAGGGAUAGGAUUGGGUUUCACUGUUUUCGUAAGUGUGUCAGUGGAUACGUCCCAGUAUUAAACUGAAGAAGUUUUCAAAUUCUUAUUAAAAUGGCUGCUACUACUGCAAAAAAUUUUCCCCAUGAAACGUCAGAAGGGUGAAAAUGAUAAUAUUGUAUAACAAACGUUAAUUAAUGUUUAUUCGUUUAUAAAAUAGAAGUAUUGAUUUAAACAUGAAGAUAAACACUACAAGGAUGACGACCCCGAUUGAAGAGAAGGUUGAUCAAAAACUAAAAGUUAGGACUGGAAUGGUAACUGUGAGUGAUGGAAAAAGUAGACCUAUCCCCGUACAGUUACAUCUUUCCAUGGAAGUAUUACGUUUACAGAAAGAAGAACUCUUACCACCUGAAUCUAAAGCAAUUAACACCAAGGAAAGAAUGGUACAGAUUAGAAGACAGAAAGUUGGAGGUCUUGGGCUUAGUAUUAAAGGAGGAGCUGAACAUAAACUGCCAAUUUUGAUAUCUAGGAUUUAUAAAAAUCAAGCUGCUGAUCAAACUGGAGAAUUAUUUGUAGGGGAUGCUAUUAUUAAAGUUAAUGGAGAAUACAUUACGGCUUGUCCUCAUGAUGAUGCAGUUAAUAUAUUGAGAAAUGCUGGAGAUUUGGUUGUUUUAACUGUGAAGCAUUAUAAAGCAGCUACUCCAUUUUUACAAAAACAAGAAGAAAAAGAGAUACAGCAAGCAGCAGAAGCGAAUGGUGAUGAAAAGGCAGCUUCUGAUGAAAGUUUGAGAAUAACAAGUAGUACUAGUAGUAGACCCAGCUCUAUUUGUUCAGAAUUAGAUCAAGAGAAUCCAUUAACUCACUGGGUUGACAUAGUAACUGUACCUCUUAUGAUGGCUUAUGUCACACGAUACAUUUUUGGGACUGACAAACUUAGACCAAAUGCAUUUGAAGUUCGAGGGUUGAAUGGAAUAAGUACUGGGAUCAUUCAGUGUGACGAUUCCGCAAUAUUAUCUCAGUGGUUGAAAUAUAUUUCAGAUAAUAUUAUUGGAUUAACAAAUUUACAGAUGAAACUUUAUAAUAGAAACUUCAGUGUUUCGGAUCGUAUAGAAUACAUGGGCUGGGUGAAUGAGGGUGUUCUGAAUAAUAACCAUCCUUGGCAAAACUACAAACCUAGAUUUUUUGCAUUAAAGGGUACUGAUCUAAUGUUAUUUGAUAACCCACCGCUUAAUGUGACUGAUUGGGGAAAAUGCCCUCUGAUGUUUAAAGUGUAUCAAACAAUGUUCAGGGUGAUAAAAGAUUCAGAAAAUGUCGAUGAAAGACAACAUUGUUUCUUGGUACAAACAUCUGGUCAGGACUCCAGAUAUUUUUCUGUUGAAACCAGACAGGAACUUUUGAAAAUUGAAAACGCUUGGCACUGUUCUGUAUGUACCGCCGUCAUGAAAUUGGGGAACAAGACUUUUACCGUGAGUAGUAAUGGAAAGACUGCGGGAUUAACAUUGGAUUGGAAUCUAGGAUUCUCUUUACACGAAGGUGAUUCUAAAACUCCCGUUUGGCAGUAUAAAUUUUCACAAUUACGGGGAUCAUCUGAUGAUGGAAAAUCAAAACUGAAACUCCAUUUCCAGGAUAUCGAAUCUAGAGUUAUUGAAACAAAGGAACUGGAAUGUUCGAUAUUGCAAAGUUUACUGUUCUGUAUGCAUGCGUUUUUGACAGCAAAAGUUGCCUCAGUAGAUCCAGGAUUUUUAUGUUCCGUGAUACCAUAGACUUAGAAAUAAAUAGAACUGAUUUUAAAUUAAUUAGUAUCAAUUAUGGAAGCAGAAUAAACAUCAGUUUUGUUUACCGGCACCCACUGAUGUAUUAAUCAAUAAUUUUGUAAAAACCCAUAUAUAUUCUGUUAAUUCCAAAUUCGUUGUUGUGAUUACCUGUAAACAAAAAUUUUGUGGCAAAUGUUCGAAAAGUAAAACUACUAAGAUGUUCACAUGAUAGUAGAUGAUGCACUUUUAAUACUUUUUUAUUUUUCUAUAUCUUAUUUUGUAACAAACUAGAAACUUUCCAAACCAAAGACGAUUCCUAAAUAUUUCCAUAUUUCCAAGAUUAUAAGCAUUCUUUUUUGGAUAAGGACACUGAAUUACUACAAAAAUUGAAUCAGAAAUUGUUAAUAUAUGAAGCAUAUCCUAGAAUAUCUUCUUAUAAAAAUAAAUUUCCUUGUAUUAUAAUAUACUACACUAACAAUUACACUGUUUAAACUGUAUUUUUGAAUCAGAUAUCUAUGGAAGACUCUUAAGGAACAAACAGUAUAGUGGUACUAAAAUGUACGUUUAGUGUGAAUAUAUACAUGAAACAACAUUUCUAAAAAUUGUCUUUGGGAAUGUAUCUCUGGCUCCCUUAUAGAGCAUUGCCUUCUCUGAAAGCACCCAAUGGGAUUAAGUCUAGCAGAAAUUGAUGAGUCUAAAAACAGUUAGGAAAUGGAUGAAACACUCAAUGAGUUAAUCUAGACUAUCUCACAACUGCAAGCGAACACAAGAAGAAACUUGGAAAACUGAAUAUCUAAACUCUUCAGAGCUACUGGAAUUGGAAAACAAAAACAAAUUUGACCUUGAGAUUCUAGUUUGAUAUAAUCCUUAUCUAUCUACCCAUUUAACUUUGGUUUAGAGGCACACAUCACUAACAAAGAAUAGUAGAUGGUAGACUCUAAGCCUGUUAUACUAACUAAAAGAGGUAAAAUGUACAAUGAUGACUCAAAGGAUGAAUGGAUAGGUCGGAGAAGGCUUCUACUAAGGACACUCCAUAAUCAAUAAAUUUUUCUCACUUGGAGAACUUGCUUCCUUAAUGCAAGUAUUUGCUGUGAUGCAAUAAUUAAUUGACGCCAUAGUAACAUAGCAAUCUGAAUCAGCUCAAACUGUAAAGCUGCCAUAAAAUCUAUAACUGUUGAAAUGGUUUCCUACAUGAACUAGCUCUUUUAGGUGCCUGGUCACCUACGGACAUAGAACCCAUUAUUGCUGAUGCUAUUACAUCACUUAGUAGUCUGAUUGCAAGAUUGAUGGAAACACCUGACAUAAGAUAGCCCAAGACACUUAUCAAUGGACCUUCUGCCUAUUAGCAAUCAACUGCUUCACUUAAACAUGUGCCAAAUUCGACUGGUCACAAGUAUUUUAACCAGACAUGGUCAUUUAAGACGCCAUCUCCAUGCUUAGGCAUGGAGAUGUCCAGUGUGCUUAGUGACAUGAAAAGAUUUAAUCCUGUUCAUGCACCAAACCAACUACGAACUAUUCAACUUUGGCUCGUUUCUGUAGUAUAAAUAAGGGUGUGGUAUUUAUAUGUAUGGAUUUUGGCCAAAGGAUCUAUUGUGUCCCCUCUUUCUUGCUGCGAUAUUGGAGAACCCAGUGCUUCUAUUUCAAGUGCUCCUAUCUACCUUCUUUUCCAUUGUUCUGUAGCUGAUAACACAGAAAGGUUCAGGUUCGGGACUCAUGAAUGACUUGUCUGUCCCCCGCUUUAGCGAGCAAUAAAGCUCCGUUGUGUUUUGGAAUCUAUUGUAGGAUAACUUGUUUUGCCUAGUUUAAGUUUUCUAGGCAAUCCCUAAGUUUAUAUUUUAUAACAUUGGAGCUUAGAGCUCUAAUGGCUGCUUGACUAUUGGACAGGAUUAUGAUCUCUUAUUUGCGAUAGUUCCUCUCUAGAUUGAAAUGAACCCAUUUUUCAAUUGCAUAGAUUUCUGCUUGAAAAAUACUUGUGCUGCUCAUGCUUUCAGAGUGUUUGAUUCUAGGCCCGUACACUCCUAUUUUGGUUCUGUCUGCUGUUGAUGGCAUUUCUGUUUAUUUAUUGUAUGGUGUUAUGAUCUCAUGGGUGGUAGUUGCCACAAAAAGAUCCAGAUGGCUGCUUAUAGAGAGGUCUUAAACUACUGAUAGGAAAAAUUAGACUUGGUAGAAAUCGUUCAAAUAUUGCGUGGAGUAAUUCACAAAAGAUGGUCCUUAAAUAAAGUUUAAAUCCCGACUAGUAUUUUGUAAACAUUGCUUUUCACAAUAUGUAUGUAUCCACCAUCUUGGAUGUCAACUGUCGAGUAUUUUGUGAUGUCUGUGACACUAAUCAUGUGUCAUCUGUCGUUUACACCAUCUGUCAACUGUCGUAUACUCCCUCUUGGAUUUCAUUUGUGUACUGUGGUGUCCCACCUAUCAUCUGUCGUUUUCGCCAUCUGUUUACUUCCAUUACACGAACACCGUCUUGUAUUUACGCCGGAUAUGAAUCUAUGGAAGGCUCAAAGGACUAGAUGGUUUUAUUGUUGUGGUGUUAAUAGUUUAUUUGGCAUCAAACUUUUCAGAAAUUCCAUUUUAUUUGGUUUUUAGACAUUUUUAUUUAAAAUCUAGUUAAAUAUUCUUUGGUUUGGAAAUAGUAAAAUGUUUUUAUAGCUCAUAAAUAUAACGAUGUUCCUCGUAAACUUUAGAUUAAAAUUGAGUUGUUUUUAAUUAAUUCUGUAUUUCUCGAAAAUACUAACAUCAACAUACUAGUUAGAUAUGAUUCAUUGACUGUUCAAAUAUUUAUCCACAUUUAGAAGAAAUAUUGUAUACAUGAAUACUAACUACCAGAAGUAAUUUAACAAGUAUUAUUUAGAACAGGGCUAAGACAAAUGGAUAAAAUUUUGGAAAAUAAUGAAUAUACAAGAAGAUAAUAGUUUUCUAUAAUUUAUUUUUUAUAUAAUGUGCGUUUUAUGUUCCUAUUAUGUUUUGAAAAAUAAUGGUUAGGUAUAGAUAUACAAGUUAUUUGCUAUUUUUUUAUUGAGUAUAAUCCUUUGACAAUUAAUUUGUGUUUACUUAGAACGUCCAAUUUAUAAUCAAAGAAGGAUAUACAAAGAACUAACUUUAUUUUUACAUUAUAUACAUAUUAAUUAAACAUCGACUUUUUUAUAAUAAAUUGUAUAAAUUGCUUAUUAUUUUGGUACAGUUCACUACCAACACUCACAAUUACACUAUCUUACUCUCAUUUUGAUUACCAAGUUACCAUCUUCAAAUAUUGAUCUUGCUUAUAGUAGUUAUGAACUAGUUUACAACAUAUGCUAGUGCAGCUUUUCAGGUUCAUAAAAACUGGAAAGCUUUAACUACAGAACCAAAACCGCUAAAGGCAAGACAUCAUAGUUAUCUCCUCUUGCCUUUUGGUCCUUCAUCCUGCAUGCUUAAACGAACGCUUUGUUGAUCAUUUGUGCUCUGUCUAAUUUAGUGACUUUAAAAUUUCCAUCCAUAUGUACCAUUUCCAUUUGAAGCAUUCUUCGGUAGUGACUUUGAAGGCUUUGUAUGACAUAUUCCAGAAAUUCAACUCAAUUACUCUGGUAGUAGUAUUUUGUAGCAACUCAUUUUUAGGUAAACUUAGGAGCAUUUUUAGAUACUUACUACUCACAAAAGUGAAAUAAAAGUUUGUAAAAUAACAGUGUUUACCUGCAAAUAGGAUUUGUUUUUCCUUUAAGAAGAACAAAAUCAAUUAACUUCCACUAAUGUAAAAAUAUAUCUUUAAGGCUUAGAAUAUACGCAUAUUUUUUAAUGGUUUGAUGUCUUCAUAAUUAUUUAAAAGUUUAUGGUUGCUUAACUCGUAUUUUUUUAAUUUUAUACCGGUUAGGAAGACGAAAACAAAACACAGUCAUCAAUCCAAUCAUUAGAAAAUUAUUUUUACCAACUGUUGCUAUGAUGAAUGUCUCACUGUCCGCCAUUUUGGAUGUCAACAGUCGUGUAUUCUGAGACACCAAUCAUGUGUCAUCUAUCGAUACCACCACCUGUCAACUGUCGUAUAUAUUGGAUUCCAUUUGUUUAUAUACUGUUGUGUCUCACUCAUCAUCGGUCGUUUCCUCCAUCUUGGAUAUCAUCUGACGUCUGUACUGUGAUGUCUCACCCAUCAUCUCUCGUUUCCGCCAUCUGUCAAUUGUUGUGUGCGUUUGUUGUCUAUGACCGCACCCAUUAUCUGUCUUAUUGUCUAUGAUCCAAUAUCUGUGGUUACUGCCAACUUGGAUGUCAUCUGUCAUGUUUGCUGUGUUGUCUUUGUCAACUGUCGUUUCCGUCAUCUGUCGAAAGAUCUGUUUGUUUUCAUCUAACUACCCUGUAUACAAUUCCAGAUAUUAUUUAUGUUGAAGACGGACAUUAAACAAACUAUUAAAUAAGUAUUGUGUAUGUUUGUUAUGAUGCCUUUGUGAAUCAGUGUUUUGUACGAGAUACAAAAUUAGUGAACGUUAGAAAUAGUCUGAUACUCAAAAAAAAAAAUGCACAAGUAUGAAGUAGAAGAAAGUAUAAAUUGAGGUACUCAAGCUAUUUUUAACUGAAUAUAUUGUUUUGUAUAAUGUGAGGCAUGGUUAGUUUCUCGUUUUAAAAAGUAACAACAUAAAAAUUAUUUUAUGUGUACAGGGAUUCGUCCAAAGUUUUAUUUUAAUUGGUGUAAAAAAACUACAUUUAAAGGUGACCACUGUUCUUGUAAAUGCAUUGAGGUAGCAGAAAGUUGAUUUUUUUUUACAGUUGACCAACCAUAUAAAUCAUAAAUUUUAGCUAACCUCACAGGUAUUAAUCACAUGGUAGUCAUUGAAGAUUGCACUAAAAGUGAUGGUUCCCACGAGAGAUCAAUUGAUCUUGUUUGAUCUGUGGUACCAUCUUGUCGAAACUACGUUUUCUCUACAUCCAUAUGGAGUUUGGCCAAUAAAAAAAUCCUCCAUUAUGUUGACAUGACGUUCAGAAUUGACUUCCAAGAACUAUACACCAAUAAUAACUAUUCUAGAUAUUGCAUACCAACCAGAUAUAUGUUCUAUAUGCUUCUCAUGUUUUUUUGAGUUUGUGAGGGUAAAAAAAUUUGUUCAUGUAUUCUGAAAUAAGUAAAUGAGGAUGUAGAUUAUCGAGUGAGGUUUCAAAUGCAUUUUAUAGCUUUGUAUACUUUUAUAUUGGUGGAAAUUGAGUUGUUCAUGAAGAAUUUUUAACGCUGUGCGGUUAGAAAUCCCUAAUGCAGCCGAAUGUUUGCUUGGUGAUAGUUUUUUUUUACUUUUUUGAUUUUUGGAUGUUUUAAGACGAAGUGAUUAUUCUACAAGGUUCUUUACGUUUUUUUGCACAUUAUUGGUAUGCAUAAACGUACCUACACAUCAACAAACUGAUUUCCGAUUAUGUACAUCACCUGUAGGCGCAGUAUUGAGAUAUCUUUUGAAUGCAUGUUGAAUUGAGAUGACUGAAGGAAAAGUAAUCUCCACGAGGAACGUGAAACUUACUUUCAUAAUUUCCUUUUGGUGGUGUAAAUAAGAAAGUAACCACGCUCCACGUUGUAUCAUUGUCUGUUGUAUCAAAAAUAAAUAAGAAAAAGAUCUUUUUAUGUUGUAUAUCACUUUUUUUACAGCAUUCAGAAUAUUUGUAUGGUAUGAUUAAUUAAAAUUAAAACCGCAUACCAUAGUAGCUUAUAACUAAAUUGAAACUUCAGAAAUGCUUCAACAUACCUUAAAUAAUAUUCAAAUUGAGGUAAAAAAUAAUAUGAAUAAUUAUUUUUCAUAAAUUUUAAUUAUAUUAGUGGUGUCCCCAUCAUCCAAUGGAAUCAAACCAGUUUACAUUAGUAGUAGUACACCGAGACGGAAUAGUUCAGCAACAUUUUUUUGAUAAUGUGAUAGCUUUACAUCAAAAAUUUAACAACAUAACCUCAGAAAAAAAUUAAUGAUUGUGACCUCUUAGUUAAAUAUGAUUCUGUACACGUCUAGGUUUGAUAAGAGAAUAUGAUCGAUGUUUACUUUCGCUGCACCAACUCAAACAUUGAAGACAGUCGUUUACAGUCUAAGAGUAUUGCCUUAAAUCUGCUCUUGUCAGAGACCACAUUCCCAAUUUUGGCUUUGGUUUGUAAUGGCAAGGUGCUUUGUAAAUUUCAGUUAGACCAAAUCUCAUCAGGUGCUUUCUGAAUCGGUGAUAUCCUGUAAGGAAAUCAGUGAGAAGGUGUAGUAUAUUUUUGCUAAGAUGGAGAUAUUUAUUAGAUCCCACCGUAUAGAAUUCCAAAGGAGUGGAGUAGUCUAAUAUUGAAGCAUCUUUCAAUACUAUAUCUAUUAUAAACUUCCUUAUCAAACUAUUUGUAGCACAAUCGCAAAAUAGUAUUAUACAGCUAGUUGUCUAGAAGUGUCUGUUUAACGCUUGGUUGAACAUUUGAUCUUCUGCGCGUUUAUCUACGUUCUUUUGUUUACAUAUGAUUCUUUCAGUGUCUGCUAAUCCUUUCUGUCCUAAGCAUGGUGCCUCCAACGUCGAACCCCUAGCUGUUUCAGAUCCGCCUCAUCGUCCUACAACCAGCGAAGGUGCUGUCUUCCUCUGAAUCGCCGUUCUCCUCCGGAUCCUCCACGCACCGUAUUUCUUAGGAUUACAGGACAUUAUUGUCUUUUAAAUUGUGUGCUUUGAUCUUCGUGAGUGCCCUUUAAACCUGAGCGCUCUCUGGACUGCCCAGAAGCACUUUUCUCCGCAGCUCUUGCCUUGAUCUCCAUUGUCACGCCAUUAUUUUCAGUUAUGUUCUCUGACUUGGAACGUGGAUUGGGAAGUUGGUUGAGGUUCUCAUGUUCAUUGAUUUUGAGUAUACUGGCUUUAGCUGCUCGCUCGAACUCCUCAAACCGCUCCUGAAAGAGCCGAAGUGAUUUGUGGCAUCAUGUCAACAUCAUCCGCAUAGGCGAGGUGCUGGGUGAGCUUAUUGCAAAUAGUUCCUUCGGGAUUCGUUUGGGUGGUCUUUGCGUUACCUUACAGUGAGAACUUAAACAGUGUUGUCGCUAGUGUUAUGUUUAACGCAACUCAAAAUAUCUGCUGUUUGGUUUUUUAAACAGAUAUCUUUACUAAAAAAAUUUUCUUUUAAACAUGAUUGAAGAAAUUAUUUCUUUUUGGUAUCAUCCUUCUCAGUUGAAAAUAUUCGAUUUUUAAUUGCCAUAACCAACUGCGUGAAACCUCCCCAAAAUUUCAUUUUUUUAUUAUGGACAAACAUAUUUGGUUGUGUUAUUUUGUCAAGCCUUACAUUACAUCUGUAUGCUGUACAAAAAGUACUAGGUUAGUUUAUGUGUCAUUAUUGCUAUUUUGAACAUAAACUAGAAAUAGCGAAGACUCUUAUUAUUAAGGAUCUAGUUGAAGAAAAUCAUUGUAACUCAUCAUAUCAUAUCAUUGUAGAUAACUUCUAAACUAAUUAUUGAUAGUCAAUCAUGGAUUCGUUCAAUUAUAAAUAUAAUCGAGCAAUAAGUGUACUAGAAGUUUAAGGCAUCCCAUUUUAACAAUUAUUUUACAUUUAAAAAUAAAAUUUUGUAUAUCACAACCAUUUUUGAAAAGGAAGUUGGAAUUUUUAAUUAGUGGCUUAUAGGAACUGAGAGAACUGUAUCUAGAAUUGUGUUUUGAAAAGACCAUAUAAAGUAAAUUCAAAAUAUAACCUCUAAAUAAAGCUAUUUUCGCUUCAGCUAA
Messenger RNA from Diorhabda sublineata, 9576 nucleotides. Its product is annotated as gamma-1-syntrophin. NCBI's taxonomy places the organism in Eukaryota, Metazoa, Arthropoda, Insecta, Coleoptera, Chrysomelidae. Gene Ontology annotation, molecular function: structural molecule activity; protein binding. The record is from RefSeq and is a predicted model, not a curated record. The transcript has 9 exons. The coding region runs from base 409 to 1935 and encodes 508 amino acids. Gene Ontology annotation, cellular component: intracellular anatomical structure; dystrophin-associated glycoprotein complex.